Molecule: messenger RNA, 1854 nt
Organism: Linnemannia hyalina
Lineage: Eukaryota; Fungi; Mortierellomycota; Mortierellomycetes; Mortierellales; Mortierellaceae
Source: the annotation of a GenBank genome assembly
AUGUCCGCCAUCUCCGCAUCGAAGCAGAAGCGUCUCGCAGCCAAGGCCGCCAAGGAGGCUUCCAAGAAGUCCUCUGCCGCCUCCACCCCCGCCGGUACCAACGGCCGCAACACUCCCGCCCCCGGCGACGAUGAGGAGGUCGACACCCUUGCCCCUGCCCUGAGCGCCAUCGACCUUGCCAAGUCCAAGGGAGGCGAUCGUUCUUCGACCGGUGUCUUGACUUCCCAGCCCCUCUCCCGCGAUAUCAAGAUCGAGUCCUUCUCCCUCCGUUUCCACGGUCGUGAGUUGAUCUCCAACACCGAUAUCGAUCUCAACUUUGGUCGUCGUUACGGUCUUAUCGGAGCCAACGGUUCCGGAAAGUCCACUUUGCUCGAGUGCCUUGCUGCUCGUGAGGUCCCCAUUCCCGAGCACAUCGAUAUCUACUUGUUGCAAGAGGAAGCUGCCCCCUCAGACUACAACGCCAUCGAGGCCGUCGUCGUCGAGGCCAAGAUCGAGGUUGAUCGUCUGGAGAAGGCGGCCGAGGACAUGUUGGCUGAGGUCAACGGUGCCGACAACCCCCUCCUCGACGACAUGUACGAGCGUAUCGAGGAGCUCGACCCCUCCACCUUCGAAACCCGUGCCGCCACCCUCCUCCACGGUCUCGGUUUCACCAAGAAGGAUAUGCUCAAGGCUACCAAGGACAUGUCCGGAGGAUGGCGUAUGCGUGUUGCCCUCGCCAAGGCCCUUUUCGUCAAGCCCACUCUUCUUCUCCUCGAUGAGCCCACCAACCAUUUGGAUCUCGAGGCCUGUGUGUGGCUCGAGGACUACCUCUCCAGAUACGACCGUAUCCUCAUCCUCAUCUCCCACUCCCAGGAUUUCUUGAACGGUGUCUGCACCAACAUCAUGAACUUGAACCACAAGCGCAAGCUCGUCAACUAUGGUGGUAACUACGAUACCUACGUCAAGACCCGUUCCGAGUUGGAGGUCAACCAGAUGAAGGCCUACGUCAAGCAGCAGGAGGAAAUCGCCCACAUCAAGAAGUUCAUCGCUUCCGCCGGUACCUAUGCCAACUUGGUCAGACAGGCCAAGUCCAAGCAGAAGAUUAUCGACAAGAUGGAGGCUGCUGGUUUGAUCGAGAAGGUCGACCCCCCACUGUUGUUCAAGUUCAAGUUCUCGGACUCCGACAAGCUCCCCCCACCAGUCCUCGCCUUCGACGAGGUCGCUUUUGCCUACUCUGGCGACAUGAAGGAUGCCCUUUACAACGGUGUCAACCUCGGUAUCGACAUGGACUCCCGUGUCGCUCUCGUCGGACCCAACGGAGCCGGAAAGUCGACCCUUCUCAAGUUGAUGACCGGAGAGUUGUCCCCCACCCAGGGUCGUGUCCAGCGUCACAUGCAGCUCAAGCUCGGCAAGUACAACCAGCACUCUGCCGACCAGCUCGACAUGGAUGUCUCCCCCAUCGACUACUUGCGUAGGAAGUUCCCCGACCUGCCUCAGGAUACCGAUCACUGGCGUCAGAGCAUCGGCAAGUACGGUCUUACCGGCUCUCACCAGACCUCGCCCAUCGGUCACUUGUCCCACGGUCUCCAGACCCGCUUGGUCUUUGCCGAGUUGGCCUUGUCUCGCCCCCACAUGCUCUUGUUGGAUGAGCCUACUAACCAUUUGGAUAUGGAGUCUAUUGAUGCUCUUGCCGAGGCCAUCAAGACCUUCACCGGUGGUGUCGUCCUUGUUUCCCACGACUUCCGUCUCUUGAAGGAGGUUGCUGAUCACAUUAUCGUCGUCGAUAAGGGUGUCUCUGUCUUUGGCGGCACCAUCGCCGAGUACAAGAAGAUUCUUCAGAAGAAGUCUUUGGAGAGCGCUGGUCUCAUCAACUAA